This is a messenger RNA of Strongylocentrotus purpuratus (purple sea urchin), 2070 nucleotides long. Its product is annotated as cytochrome P450 4V2. The record is from RefSeq and is a predicted model, not a curated record. The coding region runs from base 86 to 1597 and encodes 503 amino acids. NCBI's taxonomy places the organism in Eukaryota, Metazoa, Echinodermata, Echinoidea, Camarodonta, Strongylocentrotidae. The transcript has 12 exons. Gene Ontology annotation, molecular function: oxidoreductase activity, acting on paired donors, with incorporation or reduction of molecular oxygen; monooxygenase activity; iron ion binding.
GCAGAAAGUGAAGAUAGGUUUAGUGUAGUCGUCCUGUCUUGAGAGCAAAUUUGGCGAAGUUGAACUCCACUAAUAGCAGACAGCCAUGGUGGUCAGCAUCGGAGUCGUAUCGGUCAUCGUCACCCUCUCGGCCAUCCUGACAUACUUCCUGGCCAAGAUCCUGCGUGUCUUCCAUCUCAUCAGCAAGUUUGACGGACCACCUGCCCUCCCGAUUGUCGGCAACGCCCAUUUAUUCCAUCAAGAUGCAAGAGAGUUCUUCAAGCAGCAGGAGGAAUGGAUGAAGAAAUAUGAAUCCAAAGGCAUAAUGCGAUUGUGGCUCGGACCCAUGCCAUUGCUUGGAGUAUACAAGGCCCAGCACAUGGAGGUUGUUAUGAGUAGCAGCAGGCAUAUCAAGAAAGGUUAUGUCUAUACCUUUUUACAUCCCUGGCUUGGCCGUGGUUUACUGACAAGUACGGGACAAAAAUGGUUUCACCGCCGGAAGCUGCUCACCCCAACCUUCCAUUUCUCCAUCCUCCAAAACUUCAUGGACGUCUUCAACGAGCAGAGCUUCAUCAUGGCAAAGAAGAUGGAGAAGUUUGCCGACCAAUCAGAGCCUUUCAACAUCUUCCCACAAAUCACCUACUGCGUUCUUGAUAUCAUUUGUGAUACUGCGAUGGGGAAGUCUAUAAACGCUCAGGGAGAGGGGGAUAAUGAAUAUGUUACAGCUGUAAUAAGCAUGACCAACUUGGUGCAGGAGAGAAUGAAGAAGCCCUGGUUCUGGCCUGACCUGCUCUAUGAUAACAUCCAAUCGGGUAAAAAGCAUGCCAACAACCUUAGAGUACUGCAUGAUAUGACAACUAAGAUCAUCAAACAAAGAUUACAGGAGCCUCCCAGAGCCCUGGAUGGGAGCGAAAAAGAUGAGGUUGCCGGUAAACGGAGGAGGAUCGCAUUCCUUGAUCUCCUUCUCCAGAUGCACAGGGAAGACCCAAGCUUUACACUAGAGGACAUCAGAGAGGAGGUGGAUACUUUCAUGUUUGAGGGCCAUGAUACGACAGCUGCAGCGGCAUCAUGGACGAUCCUGAUGAUUGGCCGCCAUCCUGAGGUCCAGACCCGCCUCCAUGAAGAGCUGGAUGAAGUCUUUGGUGACAGCGAUAGACCCAUUACUGCUGAUGAUCUUCAGAAACUCCAGUACCUGAACUGUGUCUUCAAGGAAACCCUGAGGCUCUGUCCCUCGGUGCCCAUGAUAGGCAGGGAUCUCGAGGAAGACUGUGUCAUAGAUGGUAAAGUGGUGCCAAAAGGCACUCUGGUUGUCCUGGGUAUCUACGCCCUUCAUCGCGAUCCAGAGCAGUUCCCUGACCCGGAGAAGUUUGACCCUGAUCGGUUCCUGCUGGAGAACUCGACCAAGAGACACCCCUACGCAUACGUUCCAUUCUCGGCGGGUCCUAGGAAUUGUAUUGGUCAAAAGUUCGCCAUGAUGGAGGAUAAGGUUAUUCUAGCCAACCUGAUGAGGAAGUUCUCCGUCGAAGCGAUCCAGACCAUGGAAGAGACGAACCCUCUCGGUGAACUCAUCAUGAGACCUAGGGAUGGAAUCUACGUCAAGCUCAGCAGAAGAAAAUAGAGGGCGCUAUAGGAAUAUCUAAUUAUGUUUUUAAUUUUGCCGUCACAAUAUUUUCAAUGGGAGUGUCACAUUCAUGUGUCCUCUGGUCUUAAGACUUGAAUAUGUAAACUAAGUCAAUCAUGGUUGAAAGAUAGAGGGCGCUAUAGGUAUAUCUCAUCCAAAGAGGACAUUAUAAAUAAUUUUUUUAUUUUGCCGCCAUAAUAUUUUGAAUGGGAGUGUCACAUUCAUGUGCCCUCUGGUCGUAAGACUCGAAGAUGUAAACUAAGUCAAUCAGGGUUGAGAAAUAGAGGGCGCUAUAGGUAUAUCUCGUCCAAAAAUUUGCCAUCCGAAAAUUUUGAUUAAGAGUAUCUCACACACCUGCCCUCUUGUAAUGAGAGCUAGAAAUGGAAUCCAGGGACCCCGUUUCACAAAGCCUUUUUUCAAUGACAAAUGACAAAGAUCAUUGACAAAUUUGCUGAUAACCAAUCAGAAGC